Gavialis gangeticus (Gharial) is the source of this 1046-nucleotide messenger RNA. Lineage: Eukaryota; Metazoa; Chordata; Crocodylia; Gavialidae. The record is from the annotation of a RefSeq genome assembly.
AUGCCGCUUUUCCAACCCAUCAUCCUAACAACACUGACUAUCACCACAUUCAUCUUUUUAUCAUCCACGCAUCUUGUACUAAUAUGAGUAGCACUAGAGCUAAGCACACUAGCGAUUCUCCCCCUAAUUGCCACUAAAUCACAUCCCCGGGCUAUCGAGGCAUCCACAAAAUAUUUCCUCACACAAGCAACUGCUUCCGCACUGAUUAUUUUCUCAGGAACAUUAAAUUACACCAUAACAGGAAACUGCCAAAUCACUGAACUAACCAACCCAAACUUAAUAAUAGUCCUGAUAUUAGCCAUAUUCAUCAAAAUUGGCCUAGUCCCCUUCCAUUUUUGAGUUCCCGAAACACUCCAAGGUAUAGCUCCAACUGCCGCCAUCUUCCUACUAACUUGACAAAAACUAGGCCCAUUAAUUAUAUUAUAUCUAAUAAGCCCACUAAUCAACUUUGAAAUCCUUUCCAUAAUAGCCAUUCUAUCCGCCAUAACUGCCGGUUGACUUGGAUUAAACCAAACCCAAGUUCGAAAGCUAGUGGCUCUAUCCUCCAUCGCCCAAAUAGCUUGGACCCUCGUAAUCAUUAAAUACGCACCAUCACUUACAAUUCUAGCCUUCUACUUGUAUUCACUUACCAUCUCCGCCACACUCCUCACCCUAAACAAACUAUCAACAACGUCUAUUAGCGGCCUUCUACUCUCCUUUUCAAAAACCCCUAUUAUUUCAUUCCUACUAACAAUCUCCCUACUGUCCCUGUCAGGCCUCCCCCCUUUAGCCGGCUUCUUACCAAAAUGAUUAACAAUUGAUAUACUCAUAGCAGAAGAAGCUAUCUGAAUCGCCUUUAUAAUACUUAUAGCAUCACUCCUAAGCCUAUUCUUCUACCUACGACUAUGGUACAACUCCGCAUCCACCACCCCCCCCAACACCACAAACACUUCUCGCCUAUGACGAAAACCCCUCCCCAAAACAAACCUCACAAUUAACCUAUUAAGCAUAGCUGCCUUUACCCUUAUCCUAGCAGCCACUUUAAUGAAAGCUAUCACAAAACAAUA